Molecule: messenger RNA, 1418 nt
Organism: Pocillopora verrucosa
Lineage: Eukaryota; Metazoa; Cnidaria; Anthozoa; Scleractinia; Pocilloporidae
Product: receptor expression-enhancing protein 1-like
Cellular component (GO): endoplasmic reticulum membrane; cytoplasmic microtubule
Molecular function (GO): microtubule binding
Source: RefSeq, a predicted model, not a curated record
AUGCUUGGUUGUUGUAAUACAUGGCGAGAUAAUUUGCUUCAUUCCGACCCAUUCUCAGUGUGGUAUGCAUAAGAAACUGAAAAAGUGCAAUUACGUCACAACCAGUCUUCCGCUGACCAAUAUCACUGCAGAAAUAGUUCUGCAAACAAAAAGCAACCGAAGGUUGGUAGGAACUGAUCCGUCACGUCCGUUUUUCCUGCUUAAAAAUAUAUCUGGCGGCCGCAUGGCUUAUUAUUCGACUAUGAGUUAAACCAAGGCAGAGGAUUGUGACUAGAGGCCACAGUUAGCGUAGAAAAUGGUUUCGUACGUGGCGUCGCGACUUAUCAUGCUCGUGUUUGGAACUCUCUAUCCAGCGUAUUAUUCAUAUAAAGCUAUCAAGACAAAGAAUGUCCGCGAAUAUGUCAGAUGGAUGAUGUAUUGGAUAGUAUUUGCUCUCUUUAUCACACUAGAACUCUUUGCUGAUCUUCUACUUGGAUUUUGGUUCCCCUUCUAUUAUGAAAUUAAGAUACUAUUCAUGCUUUGGCUUUUGUUACCUGCAACAAAGGGAUCCAGCAUUCUGUAUCGUAAAUUUGUGCAUCCAUGGUUAUCUCGCAAUGAAAAUGACAUUGACAGUUACAUUUCACAGCUGAAAGAGAGUGGAUAUGACACAUUCUUGAGAGUCAGUAAAAAUGGUCUGUCCAUUGCUGCUGACACUAUGAUAAAGACUGCUGCCACGGGUCAAACUGUCCUGGCAGAGAAGCUACGUCAUUAUGGCACUGAUGUAACAGACCAUAGACAAGCCAGGCUUCGCAAGGCUAAAUCAUGGUAUGGUGGAAUGAAUUCAACAGACAAUGAUUAUGUGCCAAUUGAUGAAUCUGAAGAAUUUAGUCUCAUAGAAGAGAGAGAAGAGGAAGAGGAGGAGGAGAAUUCAGCCAAUCCUGACCCAGAGAGUGAAAAGCUAAGGGAUGAGUUAAAGGAGUAUCCAGAAGAAACUAAAACUAAAGGAAUGAAAAAAGCUUCCUCCUAUGGCUCAGACAUCAAUAGGUCAGCAACUCUUCCACGUUCACAUGGGAGACCCUCAAACCGUCCAAGAGUCCAUGGCUCAGGCUAUGAUCAUUUUGAGUCAACUACCCUCCCAAGGCAGUAUGAGACCAGAACACAAAGCAGGACUCAAAGGAAGAUUGUCUAGAUCUCUACCAAGCAUCUCAUUUCCCCCUUUCUUAUUACUUUUUAUUACUUUGAACAGCAUGCCAGCUCAAGAGGUCAGCCUAGACGAAGUCAGAGGAUUAGAAAGCCACGUACUCUUCCUGUUGUUCCAAAUGCAUCAUAUGAGUGUUAGUUUAGGACAAGGAUAUGGUGUCCUGUGUAAAAAACCUCUUGCAUGUCAUGUUGGUGUAUAUAUUUUAAUUAAAUGCUUUUUGGGGCUUUGGCAAAAAUUA